Messenger RNA from Girardinichthys multiradiatus, 2552 nucleotides. RefSeq lists its product as uncharacterized. The record is from RefSeq and is a predicted model, not a curated record. Lineage: Eukaryota; Metazoa; Chordata; Actinopteri; Cyprinodontiformes; Goodeidae. The coding region runs from base 1367 to 2131 and encodes 254 amino acids. The transcript is spliced from 6 exons.
GAUGCAAUGCAGCUUCCUAUUUUUAUUUUUAUUUUUACCCAGUAAGAUGUAACAGAGCUUUGCAAAGUAUUUAUACCUCAAUAUUUUUCACAUCCAGCUACAACCACAAACCUCAAUCUAUUUUUAUUGGGAUUUUAUGUGAUAGACCAACACUAAGUAGCAGAGUUUUUUUAGAGUGAAAGGAAAAUGGUAUAAGGUGCAUACAAUUUGUUUUACUAUCAUCAUCUCAAAAAUGUGACAUGAAUUUGUAUUCAGCCCCCUUUACUCGAAUGCCUUAAGUUAAUCCUAAUUAAGGUUGUGGCGUUUUUGAUUCUGGUAAUUUGGUAAAAAGAUUGGGCCAUCCUAACACACGAUCAUGCUUUGAUCUAAACCAUUUCAUUGUAGCUCAGGCUGGAUGUUCAGCAUCGUUCUGCUGGAAGGUGAACCUCCACUCCAGGCUCAAUUCUUUCACAGCCUCCAUCAUGUUUUCUUCCAGGGUUUCUCUGUAUAUAGCUACAUUUGUCCCUUAAUUCUGACCAGCUCUACUGUCCCUGCCAAAGAAAAGCAUCCCCACAGCAUGGUGCUGCCACCACCAUGUUUCACCUUGAGGGUGAUUUGUUUAGGCAGAUGUCCAGUACUCGUUUUCCAUUAAAAACAUAUUAUUUGCAUGUGGGCCAAAGAAUUACAUUUGGUCUCACCUGACCAGAGCACCUUCUUCCACUUGCUGCCGUGCCCACAUGACAUUAAAUGACAUGACACAAACUGAACUUGUUAUGACUUUCUUUCCACAGGGAUUUUCUGCUUGCCACCAUUCCAUAAAGUAAUACUAAUAGUCAUCCUGUGGAUAGAUACUUCCACCUGAGCUGUUGAUCUCUGCAGUUCCUCCAAAGUAACCCUUUUCCUCACAGUGCAUCAACAUACUUUUCUGAUUUAUAGUUUUCAAAAUUCUGGAAACCAUGUAUUAUUUUUAUUUAGUUUCACACUUAUUCACUGCAGGUGCAUCUCAAUAAAUUAGAUUAUUAAAAAGUUAAUUUAUUUCAGUAACUUAGUUCUCUAAGUAAAAAAUUAUACAGAUUAAUUCCACACAGUAUGAUGUUUUUUAAGUCUUUAUUUCUGUUAAUUGUGAUAAUGUUCCAGUUACAAGACAUGACAUUUAAUUUCUUGGAAUAUUACAUUACACUAACAAAAAUAUGUUUAAUAAUGAAAUAUGGGCUUAAUGAAAAGCAUGUUUAAUACCUGCUUAUAGGUUGUUAUUUUCAUAAGGGGCUUUUAAUCCACAAACAAGCCUCGUCGGAAUGCAUAUUCUAAUUUACUGAGAGGUACCUGUCCAUUGUGUUGGUCUAUCACAUCCAUCGAUCCUUUGUUUCCACGCAGGGUCGCGGGGGAGAUGGUGCCUGUCUCCAGUGGUCAUUGGGCAAGAGGCGGGGUACAACCCAGACAGGGCUGGCGCUCCCCAGGCUUCCUGGUUUCCAGAGCGUCCUCGUACGCCUCCACCAGUAGCUGCAGCAGCAGCAAUGCAUCUCCCAGCAGCAGCUCUCCCAGUCUGGACAGCAGGAGCAGCUCGCCCCUGCCUGGGGAGCCUCAGGGUCUACGGGACGUCCAGACGACUAACUCUCAUUCCAGGACGCUGACGCACACAGACAGAGAGCCCAGCAGUGGGGAACAUCUUCUCCCGGGGUCUCCCAGCGAAGGAGAGAUAGCAGUACCAGAGGUGAACUGCACUCUGUUUCUAUUGGCUGGUUACAUCAAGUAUGGACGCCCGUACGCCUGGAUACGCUCCAAUCACGAGCGACUGGUCAACAUCGGCGGCAUGGAUUCAAUGGUCAAGGACACGCCCAUGAAGCUGAAGUCCAUCACAGACUGGCAGACAAGAGGUAUUCGUGUCUGGGACAUUGUGAGUGAGCUGGUGUGCCUGUGCACCAUUCCCUCUCCUUCCAACCCCUUCGCCCUGGACAUGCGCUACAUCGAAACCCUUCCCCUGCAGGACCGCUUCCUAGUCACAGGAGCUCUCCUCAGCUUUCUGGAGAUGUAUCUGGUGUAUGGGAAUCGGGAUGAGCUGCACUAUGACAAAGUGGUAGAGGAAGUGAAACCCCUGAGGCGUGUACAUUUCCAGUCCCUGCUGGAGCUACAGCGGCAGAGCUCUUCAAGAUAAAAUCCCCUCGGUGCACCAAAUGGGUUUUAUUGUGUAAUGUUUUUUUUAUCCCUAGUUUUUUUUAUAUAGUUUGCAUCUUCCUGUAUCAAGCUAUCCUGAAGUUUUAAAAAGUUAGUUUCAAAACUGCUAAAAUAUUCCAUCAUACAGUUUGUAGGGUUUAAAGAUGUUAAAGAUACAGAGGAAGUGCAGGAAUAACAGGAGUUUUCUGUCAAACAUAGGUCUAAUGCAGCUAGCCUGUCUGCAGGCUAGCUACCCGAGCUGAUAGCCUGACUAACCAGCUAACAGUUGGUUCCAUUUGUGUUACUUUAUGAGCAAACCAGUUUUGCACAAUAAGCAGCUAGAACUGAAUUCAAUGGGAGUUUAUUCUGUACUUUUACUUACUUUUGUUUAAAUAAAUGAUCUAUAAAAUGUUUGAAAAUUA